CAAUCCUUAUACGACGCUAUAGAAAAGAAUCUCGCCGGUCGGCAAACGAACCGGCAGCAGCAGCACAGUAAGUGUUAGUCACACAAGAGUCGUUGUUGUUUUGUGCAGCAGUGACAGAAGAGAACUGUCGGACAGAGAGAGUGAGAAAGAGAGCGGGCGACGCAUGAAAGCAAGCCACUGCACGCGGGUGGAAGUUUUUGUCGGAAGGGCAGAAGCUUUUGGCGCGGUGCAGCAGAAUCAGAAGAAGAGACAUGAAGGCGAGUGCCUGUCAGCAGUGAGAGUGUUUGCGUAUGUGUGCUGGAUGAACCGACCGAUGCGGUGUAAGGAAGAAACAGAGAAGUAGGCUGGUGAAAAGACGAAGUGCUGUCCGCUCCGUCGUCGUCAUCGUCCGUGCCGUUGUCAUCCAUUCGUUCUUCCUUUUCCGCGUGCUCACUCCUGGAAAGACCGUGCGCCCUUCCUCACCUCACCCCGCCUCACCAGCAAACCCCUUUCGAGAACAGGGAAUAGCAGCUCGACAGGCUCGGUCGCAGUUUCGCUUUUGGCAGUGUGUUUUGUAGCGCUGUGCAGGAAGGAAGUGUGUGCUGGCAAGAGCGCGCGCGAGAACAAGGCAAGGAAGAGUGACUCUGACUUGUGGACACCCGUCGACGUUCGAUACUUUAGAAGAGAAUAUACCUACAUAUAUAGAGGUGGUUUAACAGAAAGUGAAAACAGGCCUCGCGUGAAGGCCAGCUCCGUCGUUUUGAAAGGAAGAAUAAAAUAGAAAAAAGGCCUUUUCGUCUGCCUACCUACCGACAGUUUGAUUAGUGUUUUUUUUUUCGGUCGAUUUACGUUUUAUCGGCCGCGUUUGUUGUUUACCGCGAGGAAAGCGAAAAAAAAGGAGAUUUUUUCCCCCGAUUUUUUCCUGGGGGUGGUAAAUUCUGGUACAGCGAGAAUAAAAGACUUGAGAAAAAAAAAAUUAAAAACUGCACAACACUGCAAGUUGUGGGAAUCCAGAAGACGAAAAACACUUACGAAAUAGAUCUGGUAUUCCGCGGCAAAGCCAUUUCCUAGGCAAUCCAAGCAACCGGACCAAACAGAAGGAAAGUUUAAAUAAAUAAAUAAAAAAAUUAAAAAACAGUGAGAGUGUUUGUACGUGGUGGUGGUGAAGUACAGCAAAAAAAAAACAAAUGCCAAAGUCCGACACCUCAGUGAUAACGAUUUUUCACGUUUUUCCGUCGUCGUCCUCAUCAUCGUCGUCGUCGUUUGAGUGGUAUUCGUCGUUUUAGUUAAAUUUUUUCGCUUCCUACCAUCGGUGUAAGCAGGCCAAAAAAAAAAAUAAAGCACUCAGGGAUCCUCCUCAGGAUUCGGCGAAUUAUUUUCCCAAAGUGACUGAGAGUGAGGAGAAGUUUUCAGAGCUGCAGUGGCACAAGCAUUUUCGGUGUUUCGGUUUCGCUACUGUUUUGAAUGUUUGAACGCUGAGCUCCCGACGAAAUAAACAAAACUAGGGCAAGUGUACUUGAACUACGAAUGGGAAGAUUUUGAUCCGGGUGUGUGAGUGAAUUUUUUUUUGUUCAUUUCGGUUUUUUUUGGUUCGCUGGCUCAAAAUAGCUGAGGUGAAGUGUCCGCGUGCCAGGCAGGAUGAAGAAUCAGAAUCAGCUUUCGGAAAGUGCCGGACAGUAGAAAAAUUCGAACGAACAAACUGGAAACGGAACUGAAGCCUAGUCGAACGCGAACGUUUUUUUCCGCCGUUUUUUUUUCUUUCUUAAAGAAUUAACUAUCUUUUCGCGAGUGUUCCACCCGACCGUUCGGGGGACCUCCCAAAGGCUACGAAAAUAGAUACCUUAGCAUUACACCCCUACCAUUCGUUGCUCCUGAUGGCGCCUCGAAGAGGAACUGUGGGUCCAGGGACUACAGCAGCCCUGGACCUGUUCGGAACACUCGGUGAUUCGGACCAUGGCUUCGAGAGUUCGCAGUCGGCCGAUGGUUCCGGCAGCGAGGGAGCCCACAUGACCCGUUGCUGUGUUCCGAGUGGUGACUGUCUCAAGUGUUCGUCGGUCGAUUUUGGGACCAUCAAUCUGGAAGAUCUCCGGGACUGCGUCCGUGUGAUCUGCAACAAUGACAACUGCACCAUCGGUCAGUACAUGCAUCGCGAAUGUUUCGAACACUGGGAAGAAGGUGUGCUGAACUAUUUGAAGUCGAUCGGCCGAGCUCGGUCCUGGUCGGACAAGCAGAGACAGCAAAAUCUGUGGACCAAGAAGGGUUACGAUCUGGUAUUUAAGGCGUGCACUUGCAAGUGUGGCCGUGGCCACAUCCGUAAGGAUCUGGACUGGAAUCCACCGACGUCGCUGUUCGCGACUCGUUUGGAUGACGAUUCCAACAAGAAAAAGAAGAAAAAGAACCGCCAGAACCAGAAACCGACACUGGCAAUUUCGACCAGUCCGAGUAGCCACUCGAGCAGUUCCUCCAAUAGCCCGAACUCCCACGGAACAACCGGCAGUCACCACCAGCCGCAGUCGCUGCUGAAUCCGCUGAAACUGGUCGAUCACUUUACUACCUCACUGAUGCUUAAUACGACGACCAGCAACAACAGCAGCAGCACCAUGCAACAGCAUCAACUUCAGCAACUACAUCAACAUCAGCAGCAACACCACCAACAACAGCAGCAUCAGCAACAUACGACGAUGGAACGCAACCGGACCAACAGUCUGUCCUCGUCCAGCAACGGGUCCAGCACUCCGCCGGCUAGUUCAGUGGCCUCGACCACGUCCGGUGGGGGCAGUGCCGGCAGUGACUGCCAGAGCAUUUCGCCGGUUCACAUUGGCGGUGGACUCGGCCUCGGUAGUGGUUCUGCGGUGGCCGCUCUCGCCAAAAUGCCGCUGACGCCGAAGACCAAGGUGGAACUGUAUUCCGAGCGAGUCAGGGCGACAUCUGGCGCCAACGGAAUCUUCUCCCGACGGCUGGAUUUUUCCUCGUUCAACAUGCUUCCCCGGCAGAGGAUAAACUCGUACUCAAUCAAGAUCGAGGACGAAGGCAACCACGGAAAUGACGAGACCCGUCUGUUCAUCCUGUCGUCGUUGGCAGCCCAGCACAAGAGCCGGGUGGCAUGUGUCCUCUGCGAGGAGCCGAUGCUAGUCUUUGAUCGCUACCCGCUGGUCGACGGAACGUUUUUCCUCAGCCCGAAGCAACACGCCAAGGGUUGCAUCGAGGUGAAGUACGAGAAUCGUGUCCAAUAUCUGACGUCGGUUUGCAUGGCGUGUCUGGAUGGUGUCGAGUUGAACCGGGUUGUACGAUGCAGAUUCUGCGCCCAGAAGUGGGACGGCUCUUCGCUGGUUCUGGGAACCAUGUACUCGUACGACAUUUUCGCCGCGAUGCCGUGCUGUACAGAACGAUUGAAGUGCAACAAUUGUUUCAAGCUGCUGCUGCAUCCGCACCAGCGAUUGAACUUCUACAGUGACUACAGCCACAGCGUAUCCUGUCCGUACUGUCAUGCCCAGGAUACCCACUUCGUGAAGCCGUUGGCCUACUGCUACACCAAGCAGCCGAUGCAGUUAUUCCAGCAGUGGCCAUAACAU
Molecule: messenger RNA, 3551 nt
Organism: Malaya genurostris
Lineage: Eukaryota; Metazoa; Arthropoda; Insecta; Diptera; Culicidae
Product: headcase protein-like
Exons: 6
Coding region: 1854-3548 (564 amino acids)
Source: RefSeq, a predicted model, not a curated record